Messenger RNA from Microcebus murinus (gray mouse lemur), 4146 nucleotides. Lineage: Eukaryota; Metazoa; Chordata; Mammalia; Primates; Cheirogaleidae. The record is from RefSeq and is a predicted model, not a curated record.
GGGCGGGACCGCGGCGCCGCGCGCUCCCGGAACGCGCGCACCGCAGGCGGCGCGGAUCGCAGGGAGCCGGUCCGCCGCCCGAACCGGAGCCCGGGCGUCCGUGCGUGAGGAGACGGGGCUGGUGGGAGACGGUCGCGAUGAACACGGUUCUGUCGCGGGCGAACUCGCUGUUCGCCUUCUCGCUGAGCGUGAUGGCGGCGCUCACCUUCGGCUGCUUCAUCACCACCGCCUUCAAAGACAGGAGCGUCCCGGUGCGGCUGCACGUCUCGCGGAUCAUGCUAAAAAAUGUAGAAGACUUCACUGGACCUAGAGAAAGAAGUGAUCUGGGAUUCAUUACAUUUGAUAUAACUGCGGAUCUGGAGAAUAUAUUUGAUUGGAAUGUUAAGCAGUUGUUUCUUUAUUUAUCAGCAGAAUAUUCAACAAAAAAUAAUGCUCUGAACCAAGUUGUCCUGUGGGACAAGAUUGUUCUGAGAGGUGAUAAUCCGAAGCUGCUGCUGAAAGAUAUGAAAACAAAAUAUUUUUUCUUUGAUGAUGGAAAUGGUCUCAAGGGAAACAGGAAUGUCACUUUGACCCUGUCUUGGAACGUUGUACCAAAUGCUGGAAUUCUACCUCUUGUGACAGGAUCAGGACAUGUAUCUGUCCCAUUUCCAGAUACAUAUGAAAUAACGAAGAGUUAUUAAAUUAUUCUGAAUUUGAAACAACAUAUUUUUAUACUUAAUGAAUUGUAUCUCAUUUAUUUCUUCCUUUAUAUUUUCUUUUGUUUUUUGUUUUUGGUAUGAGAACUAACGUAAAAACACAUAUUUGAAGGGAAAAGUUAGGCUACUUAAACUUACUUUUACAAAUAAAACGAAAAAACAAGGCCACCAGAAUGGAGUAUUAUGAGAAUAAGAACUACAUAAAAAGGAUUUGUAAAAAAUAUAUAUUUGAAGUAUUCCCUGUAUUAUUUCCACUAUUCUCUAUGGGAUAUAAUGUAAGCAUGAAGGGUAGUUAAAACUUUAAGGUGCCUGUAGAGUCAUAAGAACUCUGUAUUUUAUGCCUUGCAUUCAUGCAAGUUCCCAUUGGAUGUGAUUUAGAGGUAGACAUUCUCUUUUAACUCUUUUUUUCGGGUAUGUUUGAUUACUAGAAAAAUUAAUAUGGCUAUUUGUUAGAAGCUUGGUUUACCAAAAAAACCAAAAGUGAUGGAAUUUUAUUCCAUUUAUCUUAGGAAUGCCCAUAACGCUUGUUUUUCUUACAGGUGACUAGUAACUUCCUCCACUUAAAGACUAAAUACCUCUUUAUAUGCUGUAAAUCAUACUAACUCAUUUUAAAGUCUCUUAAGUCAACCAAAUGUGUGUGUCUUUCAGUGCUUUCUCUCUAAAAACAUUCCUUUAUAUUAUAUCUUUGUAUGAUUUUGUAGCAUUGCCAUUGAAAGUUGGAAAUGUUUGCAUGGUUUACCCUCUAAGUUCUAGUGAGCAUGCCUAGUGCCACUAAGUGGUGAUUAUUUACAAUUUUUUAUAGAUCCACAUUUUAAUAAUUACUGAGGUAGUAAUAUUUGUGGUGUGCUUUUCCAUUUACAAAGCACUCUUAUAUUUUAUUGUAUGCUGUCCUCAGUAAUCUAAUGAGGUAAGCAUAAUAAGUGUUAGCUCUUUGCAGAUGAAGAAACUGAAACCCAGAAAUUUCUUGAAUUGCUCCAAGGUUACAAGCUAGUAAGGAAUGGAGUUAAAACUUGAACUCAGAUCUUCUGAUUCUCUAAGCUUAUCCUUUUUCUUAUACCUCAGAUUAUAGACUAAUCAAAUUUCUCUUAUAAUUUUCAUAUUUUUUAUUAUCCUGGACACCCUUUCUUUCAUUCCUAUAAGAGGUUUCCCAUUGUGUAUGGAAGUGACUAAUUUUCAAGCUGCCAACAACUUAUGUAGAGGUAAUAUUUCAUUCUCUGCAUAAGUUAAUUUAGCUUAUGUUAAAAGUAUGAGAAAAUCUAAAUGUAUGUAAAAAUAAUUUAGAGAUUCAAUACACAAUAUGUGAUUGAAUAUAUGAUCAUAUUUAACAUUUUUUUUUCUGCAGUGAACAAAUAAACAUCCUUAAAAGUAGCAACUGCAAGUCAAUUACCCUUUGAAGCAAGACCAAACACUGUAGUUACACAAUCAACAGUAACCAAAAAGGGCUAAUAUUUUCUAAGAAUAGUUUAAGUUAAUAACUAACAUUUCUUAUAUUUAACUUAUAUGAAAUAUGUCACUAUUUAAUUACAUUCGUUUUAACAGCUCCUGUAUGUAGUUGUGCGGUACAUGUCACAGCAUGUGAGUAUGAGUUUUUCGAACCAGCAGAAAGGUCAGAGGUAUAGUAUUAUGAAUACUAGACUGGGUUUGGGUCCCAGCUUUUUCAUUAAACUUUUAAGGUUCUUGGUUUCUUUAUCUGUAAAAUGACAGGGUUCACUUAAAUAGUGGUUGUUUUACACCACACAUCUAUAAAGUUUAUCUGUUCAGCAAUGAGAUUGAACAGAAAAGCACCUUAGUAAUGUGAAGACAGGAAUAUGAUUCAAAGACUAGCACAUACUGAUCUGAUUUUAUUUUGUUAGAUUUUAUACCCAGAAAAUUUAAUUUUAUUUACUUUGUACAAAUACUAGACAUGAAAGCUUAAAAUCUCCAGGUGUGAAAGCUUAAAAAUUAGGUAUGUUCUCAUUAAGGAAGGCAUGUACAGUAAGCCUGCUGUGUUAACCAGACCCAAUUACCAGUUUAAGUUCACUAUACUUCUGUGACUAAUGGAUCUGUUAGUCUGGUAGAGAUUAAUGUUGAAAUUUACUUGAGUUACAGUAUGUUUGAAAAGCCCACUUUUUUGUUUGAGGAGGAAGAGAAGUAGAAAGGCCCAAUUAGCACAAUGUGCAUAAAGUUUUUUGUUUUUACUCAACUAAGGGAAACUGCUCAGGAGAAAAAUGCUCCAACAUGAGAAUAAGGAACCUCUGUCUCGUGAACUCAUUUUUGAGUGUGCACAGUAGUAUUAGUUUACCAUAAUUCUACAUUAUAAAAAAUUGACUCAUGUUUAAUUUUAUAACCAUAUCAUCUACUUUAUUCUCAAUGGUUUGAAGAAGUCUUCUGAAGUCUCUACAAAGAUAAAAGGCUUCAGACUUAUAAAAAACUAAGUAUGAUUAGAAAAGUCUGUGCUAGAAAUGAUUCUGAGAAAAGAGAAUAAUCACAAGACAAUUAUGGUUAGAAAUGAAUUUUGAAAGGUAGUGCUCACAUGUACUUUUCUCUGAUAGUUUAACUUAGACAAACAUGUAUAUCAGUGUUUUUUAUUUCCCUAACGAUUACAUUUGAUUUGUUUUUGCUGAAAGGAAAAUCACAAAAAACUUCAGAAAUUCCUAAGAAUGUAAUAGGAAAGUGGCUAUUUUGAAUGUCUUUUCCUGAAAUUAUUGUGUAGUUCUUUGGUGGGUCUGGUCAGCCAAUUAAUAGCUGGGUUUUAAGGUGACAAUGAACAUUUUUCAUUAUUGUUUUCUAUCUAAAGCUUAGAGAUAAUGAAGCUUUAGGUUUUUGGGGUAUACGUCAAUGGAGGUGUUACUUUAUAAUACUUUGUAUUGACAUGCAGUGGGUUUAUGGGGGAAAAAACUCAUAAACUGUGAACUUUGGUAGUAAACAAAUACAUAUCCAUUUCAAAAGCUUUCCUUGCUUUCAGCAGAGAGCCUGUGUACAUCAUAUGUGACUACCAGUAGUUGAAAAAGAUCUGUUUCAAAAAUUUGUUGCAUAUUUUUGAUGCAACUUGGGAAAUCGUUUACUUCACAAAUACACAUUCAUAAGAAAAAUUCAUGAAAAUACUGAAUAUAUGUUGGAGGAUUUUCUUAAUUGCAAUAAAUAUUCAGCAUUUUUUCUAAUGAAAAUGAAUUUUGUUUACGAGUGAAAGUAUGCGUUUUAAAAGACUUUCAGAUUUAUGCUUUUUAUGUGAAGCUGCUGAACUUAAAGUAAGUGGAAGAAACAGUCUAGUAAACUUGAGGGUUUGUUUUUUUUUUUGCUAGGGGGGAGGUUAAUUACACCUAAAAUGUCUUCUUCAGAGACUAUAUGCUCCUGUACUACUAGACUGUAAGCUCUUUGAGGGCAGUCUUGUUAGAUUUAUCUUUGUAUCUUCCCCAGUGCCUAGCGUAGUGACUUGCACAUAAUAGGCGCCCAAUAAAUAUUGAUGAAUGAA